CUGCUUGCUCAGGCCGCCUUGCAUGGAUCGCGACGCUCUCCAUCCCCCCGAAACGGCCGAGCGACGCAGCGAGCCGGAGAGAUGCUCAGGGGUAAAUAUGUCCUACUGCACACCGGCGUGGCGAAGACGUCCUCUGCUGUCGUCCGUCCUCUGUCUGGUGCUUCUGGAGACCCUCGGCGCUGCCCAGCUGCUUCCGCCGGCCGCCGCCCCUCUGUUUGACGGGCAGCCCUUUGUGGCCGCGUGGAAUGUCCCCACGGGCGUGUGCCAAAGGCUUGGGGUGGCGCUGGACAUGGCGCCCUUCCAGCUCGUGACCACGCCCGCCAAGGUGGUGGGGCAGCCUCUCAUGCUGUUCUACAGCGACCGCCUGGGGCUGUACCCACGGGUGGAUGCCAUCACCCACAGCCUGCUCCACGGGGGAAUCCCCCAGAGGGGUGACCUGCGGGCCAGUCUGGCCAAAGCCCGGGCCGACAUCGCCCACUACAUCACUGCGACCACGGCACCCGGCCUGGCUGUUAUCGACUGGGAAGACUGGCGUCCUGUGUGGGAGAGGAACUGGGGCCCCAAAAGCAUUUAUCGCUCGCUGUCAGUCAGCCAUGCUCGCCAGAGGUACCCCUUCCUGUCCCCUGAGCAGACAGUCCGCGUAGCCAGGCGCCACUUCCAGGCCGCGGCCCGGAGCUACAUGUGCGCCACCCUGUCUCUGGCCACCAAGCUCCGGCCAAAUUACCAGUGGGGAUACUACCUGUAUCCUAACUGCUACAACUACGGCUGGGAAGAGGCGGGCUACACGGGACGCUGCCCCCCAGAGGUGGUGCAGCAGAAUGACGACCUUGGGUGGCUAUGGCAGAGCAGCACGGCGCUAUUCCCUUCUGUUUACCUCACUGCCUCGCUGGGCGGGGGGAGCCACACGGCGCUCUUUGUCCGCCACCGCGUCCAGGAGGCCAUGAGGACCGCAGCCUUGGCCCGGCCCGCCGCCGCCCUCCCCGUCUACGUUUACACCCGGCCCGUUUUUGUUGAUCAGAACCGGCGCUUCCUCAGCCAGGCGGAUCUGGUCAGCUGCAUCGGGGAGAGUGCGGCCGCGGGUGCGUCGGGCUCCGUGCUGUGGGGGGCCAGUGCCGACUACAACGACACGGCCUCCUGUGAAGCGCUCUCCGCGUACCUGUCCUCCACUCUUGGCCCCUACGUCGCCAACGUGACGGCAGCGGCCAGGCUGUGCAGCGCCGUGCUCUGCCAGGGACACGGCCGCUGCCUGCGGAGGCGCCGCGACACUGAUGACCACCUGCACCUGAACCCCGCCAGCUUCAGCAUCCUCCGGUCCGAGGGGGGGUACCUGGCGGUGGGGAGCCUCACAGCCUCAGAUCUUGCCAAACUGGCUGACAAGUUUACAUGCCAGUGCUAUGCUGGGCGGAGCUGCUCGUCUGAGAUAUCCCCCGAGCUGCCCCCCAACCCCGUGGUAAUUCACGUGUAACCGGGGGCCAUUCUAGGAUUAUUUAAAGUGGGGGUGGGGGCAUAAUUCGUAUAUCAUGUCCAACCUUAUCAUUAGUCCCUGUACAUAGCUAUAGGCCUCGUUUGGGCUCCAACGUAAAUGUCAAUGCUCUCUGAGAUGCUCCUCAAUUGCUAUAAAAAUAGUUUAACUAUCUUAUAAAUAGAUUAAACGAUAGAUAAAACAUCACUUUCAUGUGUGCUACAAGUACAUCAACCUUGAUUUUAUUUUUCCUUGGGUCUUUUUGUCUUUGACUAAACUUGAAAUUAAUAACUGGUACAUUAAACAAUACAUUCAGACGCAGAUUCAAUUGCUUGGAAAAAAAAUCCCUUGAAUGCCGAACAUAUUACCAUAAGGUGACAUUUGAUAUCCCUAACCCUAACCCUAACCCUAACCCUAACCCUAACUCUUUGAU
Messenger RNA from Paramormyrops kingsleyae, 1895 nucleotides. RefSeq names its product hyaluronidase-1-like. NCBI's taxonomy places the organism in Eukaryota, Metazoa, Chordata, Actinopteri, Osteoglossiformes, Mormyridae. Gene Ontology annotation, molecular function: hyalurononglucosaminidase activity. Gene Ontology annotation, cellular component: acrosomal vesicle. The record is from RefSeq and is a predicted model, not a curated record. Gene Ontology annotation, biological process: carbohydrate metabolic process; hyaluronan catabolic process.